Messenger RNA from Sorghum bicolor (sorghum), 2439 nucleotides. RefSeq lists its product as uncharacterized. The transcript is spliced from 2 exons. Bases 1 to 2439 code for a protein of 812 amino acids. The record is from RefSeq and is a predicted model, not a curated record. NCBI's taxonomy places the organism in Eukaryota, Viridiplantae, Streptophyta, Magnoliopsida, Poales, Poaceae.
AUGGACAGAGUCGAUGAGGUUGUCGCAGCUAUCCUGCUCUCCUUGCGCACAAUCCUGCUCACCUUGCGCAGGCUCUUUCAGCUGGACAAUGCUACUCGUAUUUUCAGUGUGGAGCUAUUGGUGCUGCUGACAACGCUGCUGCUGGUGGUGAGGUUCGUCAUCGACUUCAAGGGGCCAUGGUUCGCGCAGCCAGGGAGCUUCAGGAUGACUUCUGUUCUCACCCUAGAGAUGCUGAAUCAAAGCAUGGUGAUCUACACCAUGGGACUGAUGCAGCUAUCGGGCACCACGAAGGUGAACGACUACUUCCAGGUGUGGGCGGUGCUGCUGGUCACCCUGCAGUACAGCGUCAAGAUCGGGCGCCCCUACACCAGGUCCAAACAGAUCCCAUUGCUGGACCUCAUGUCGUCUUUGUGGUCAGCCAAUCUCCUCCGGGUGCAGACCUUCUACCUCCUCAGGAUCCCCCUCUGGACGAUCUGGUCCCUGAAUGCAGUUCGCAUCGUUGUCGUGUUCGUCAGCUCUACUAAAGGGGAGACAAAUAACCAAGAGAGCAUGAGGCUGUUGAGCGACUAUAUGAGCUACGAGGACACUCUCUCCACCCUUGAGGAGCAGGAGCAGGAGCACAACAAGAAAUCCGCCAUGAGCGGGUACAAGUACCUGGUGUACGGCGAGCACCGCGUGCUUAAGGAAUUCCAUGAGGGCAAACGGCGGCCAGAGGGAAGAGGAACAGUAUCUUCGUGUUUCAGGAAAAGGAUAGAUCAAGUACAAAUUGGGAGCAGCUACAAGGUUCAAUUGUAUCCGGAUGGAGUCCACAAGGAGCAGCUCGUCACCAUCGAGACGAUAUGGAGCGACAGCAGCGGGAGCGAGUUGCUGGGAGUGGGAGAAAGAGCAGACCCUGGCAACCAGCGCAAGGACCUGUGCCUGUCGUUCGCGCUGUACAAGCUGCUGCGCCGUCGGUUCUACCAUCUCCCGAUGCAUGAGCUGUACAGGCCGCGUGGGAAGGAGAAGAUGAGGAGGCUCGUCUUCGACUACGUCCUCGAGGACCGCGAGAGGGCUUUCCGCAUCACGGGGACGGAGCUGUCCUUCAUCCGAGACCUGUUGUACAGCAAGCACGCCACCGUGUUUGCUGGUGGCCUCCUGGUGCCGCUGCAGAGGCUCCUGCUGUCUCUGUGCCUGGCCACUGCGACGGGGUACCUCGCCUAUACUUGCCGGCACAUUCCCGAGAGGAUGGAUCCAGCAGACCGGAACAGAAUCACCCAUGGCGUCUUCAUCACCCGCCUCAUGGUCGCUACCAUCGUCCUCAAGGAGGUACUGGAGAUUAUUCUCUAUCUGUGUUCACGCUGGGCAAAAGUUCUCAUCUUGUGCAAGUACAUCCAGCAUCCGUGCUUGCAGCGUCCCGUAGUGGAGGGAGUGAUGAGGUUCAUGCUUUGGUUCGGCAGCAAAGCCAAGUGGAGUCAGACGGUCCGUCAGCAGAACCUUCUGCUAUCACCUAAAGCCCGUUUCAGUGCAGUGCCUGGUCAGCCAAAUCCUUUGCUUAUAAUGAUGAGCCGUCGAGGGGCAUUCCAUGGAACAACUGGCCUGAAGGAUUACAUGAAGGAUGCGAUAUUGGCUGCACUCAAGAACGGGGAAGAAGACCUAGCGCUGGAUAACUACUUCCCCAACUCCUUCAGAUCAAUCAAGGAGGAGUGGCCAUGCUGUGAUCUCAAGGUAGACACCCAUAUCAUUCUGGUUUGGCAUAUCGCAACCUGCCUCUGUGAGAUCUACUUCUUCGACAAGGUCAAGGAGCUCUCGGCUGUGGGGCGGCAGCGGGGACCGUUCAUGGAGGAACCUGAACAAGACGAUGAGUCUGAAUCUGAUGAAUGGUCUGAGCAGUACGCAACUGCAGUCACUUUAUCCAACUAUUGUGUGUAUCUGUUAAGCAAGGCGUUGGUGCCGGAUAAUCGCCUCGUUGCCCGGAAGGUUCUUGAUGAGGUAAUCCGAGAAAUCGACUACGUGAUUGUUGGGCGAGAGACACGGCAAAAGCUUGUUCGAUCCAUGAAACUGGAAGAUGUGUACAAGAGUCUUAUGAAGACAGUCGACAAGCCCUGCAGCAAGAACAACCCAGAGCACCAUCAGAGCAGGGGCCCUGCGGCUGACGUGGAAGUUGCAGCAACGCCACCAGGUCCAGAUCAUCAAAAGCUGACGGAGAUGGAGGUGUACCAUGGCAACCCAGCAGGCCUCUGGAAGGACCUGGCCAACUUCUGGACAGGGUUCCUCCUCCACUUGGCGGCCAACACUGGAGCAGCCACGCACGGACGUCAUCUCGCCGGCGACACUGAGCUCAUCACACACCUGUGGGCGCUGCUUACGCACGCCGGCUAUCGUGGGAACGCCGUCCACGGCGAGCAGGGCCUAGACCUGGAGGACAUCCUGGAUAUCCACCAGCAAGUCCCCAUCCAAUGA